Molecule: messenger RNA, 1808 nt
Organism: Hibiscus syriacus
Lineage: Eukaryota; Viridiplantae; Streptophyta; Magnoliopsida; Malvales; Malvaceae
Product: GTPase-activating protein GYP1-like
Exons: 10
Coding region: 91-1443 (450 amino acids)
Biological process (GO): activation of GTPase activity
Molecular function (GO): GTPase activator activity
Source: RefSeq, a predicted model, not a curated record
AGCUUCAUUUCAAAGGAAUAAAAGUGGGUUUUGAAGGAAGAAAGAAACCAACAAAACAGAAAGAAGAAGCAAGGAAUAACAACAAAAACCAUGAACAACAACGGCCAUGGCGGAGAAGAUCAGCGUAACAAAGAAAGCCUUGAUUCCGGAUUCAACCAAACCCUCAAGAAUGUCCAAGGGUUGCUUAAAGGUCGCAGCAUUCCUGGUAAAGUAUUAUUGACCAGAAGACCAGAUCCAAUUGAUGAAUCAGGCUUACAAGAACAAUCUCCCAGUUAUCAAAGAAGCUUCUCACAGAACGAUGCUGGCACAAGUGAUGACAUGGACAAGACUGUAGAGGGAGGGGUCAGAAAUACAAAUAACCGAGAUGGUAAUACAACUGUUAAUAAGUCAAGAUCUCCAUUUUCGAAGACUGAGAAUGCUUCCAAUGAAGUUCAGAACUCUCCAAUGGGCACAAGAGCUACAGAUUCUGCCAGGGUUACAAAGUUCUCUAGAGAGCUAUCAGGACAAACGGUCAUUUUAGAGAGAUUACGUGAGUUAUCUUGGAGUGGUGUUACACCUUACAUGCGUCCUAAUGUAUGGAGACUUCUGUUGGGAUAUGCACCAUCUAAUUCAGAUAGAAGGGAGGGAGCUCUAAGGAGGAAACGCAUUGAGUAUCUUGAUUGUGUUGCUCAAUUUUAUGACAUUCCUGAUACUGAACGGUCAGCUGAUGAGAUUAGUAUGCUUCGUCAGAUUGCUGUUGAUUGUCCUAGGACGGUACCUGAUGUUGUUUUCUUUCAGCAAGCUCAAGUUCAAAAAUCCUUGGCACGCAUUCUUUAUACAUGGGCCAUUCGGCAUCCUGCAAGUGGAUAUGUGCAGGGGAUAAAUGAUCUUGUAACACCCUUUCUAGUUGUCUUCUUAUCGGAGUAUUUAAAAGGGAGCAUAGAUAGUUGGUCAAUGUCUGCUAUACCUUCCGAGAAGAUAUCCGACAUAGAAGCUGAUUGCUAUUGGUGCUUAUCAAAGUUGCUUGAUGGCAUGCAAGACCAUUACACAUUUGCUCAACCGGGAAUCCAGAGGCUUGUAUUUAAGCUGAAGGAAUUGGUUAGGCGCAUUGAUGAACCUGUUUCUAGACACAUGGAGGACCAAGGACUAGAAUAUCUUCAGUUUGCUUUUCGCUGGUUCAACUGUUUGCUUAUACGCGAGAUCCCUUUUCAUCUAGUAACCCGUCUAUGGGACACGUAUCUUGCUGAAGGAGAUGCACUGCCGGAUUUCCUCGUCUACAUAUUUGCCAGUUUUCUUCUAACGUGGUCAGAUGAACUUCUGAAGCUUGACUUCCAGGAGAUGGUGAUGUUCCUUCAACGCCUUCCAACUCAAAACUGGACAUAUCAGGAGCUCGAAACAGUACUUUCUAGGGCUUACGUAUGGCACAGUAUGUUUAACAAAUCUCCCAGCCACUUAGCUAGUUGAACUUAAAUUUUGUGUUAUUUAUUUAUCUGAUUUCUCCCCGUUUUAAAUUAUCAUUGUUUGUUCGUCAAAGUGAUUCAGAGGGCGACGUGCAUGCUCUUUUGUUUGUGUUCAAGUAGAGGUCAAGUGUUCCUUGUAUUGCGGCACCCGGACUUAGGGUUAUUGGAAUUAGUAUGUGUAUAUUGUCCGACACACACACAUAUAUAUAUAUAUACAUUCUUUUCUAGUGUUUUUCCCAUUUAUUUGACGGGUUCGUAUCGAACACAGUUGACGAACACAAAUAACUUUAGGGAAAAUUAUGAGUCUGGGUAACAUAGGUUUCAUGUAAUUGGCAUAUGUUUGUAAUACACAUCAACCUUGGAAAGUAA